UAUCUGUGGACUUGCAGAAGGUAUUGGAAGCUAUCCGUUUGUUAAUUUCACGCUUCCAGAUGAUUCGUUCUCCAGAUGGGACACCCCAUGCGCUGUCCUUCACCUGGAAUGACGAGACAGGGGCGGGGGCAGGGAAGAGGACCAAGACGUCCCACAUCAGCUCCCACUCCACCCCAAGCACCACCACCACUACCACCAGCCUCAGCUCGUGGGACAUCGAUGGCGGACUUGCUGCAGACUUUGACGGAUCCCUGUCGGGCUUGGGAACAGAGCUGGGGACUUCUAGCUACAACAUGAGCGAAGCUCUGCUGGCUCUUCCAGUGUUCAAACAAGAAAAUCUUGAAAGCGGGUUUCAGUAUAUUCUUGGUGCUGCAACUUCACCAGCUGUAAAGAUGAAUGAAGAGACUCUGACCUAUCUGAAUCAGGGCCAGUCUUAUGAGAUCAAGUUGAAGAAAUUGGGAGAUUUGUCUGAAUACCAAGGAAAAUUCCUCAGAAGCCAGGUUAAGGUGCUGUUCCAUGAGCGCCGGUUACAGUACAUGGAGAGAGAACAGAUCGAAGCCUGGAAGAGAAACAGACCAGGGGAGAGAAUUCUAGAUAUUGACGUUCCUCUCUCAUAUGCGUUGAUCGAUAUGAAUCUGGAUGCUAUUCGGUUGAAUCAGACGGAGUUUAUUUGGGACCCGACGAAGGAGACCGGGGUGUACAUCAGGGUCCACUGUAUCAGCACAGAGUUCACAGCUAAAAAACAUGGUGGAGAGAAGGGCGUCCCCUUCAGGAUACAGGUCGAAACUUACUCCAAUGGACCCGAUUCAAAGUUAUUACAUUGUGCUUCCUGUCAAGUUAAAGUCUUUAAGCCCAAAGGCGCAGACAGAAAACACAAGACAGAUCGGGAGAAGAUGGAGAAGAGGUCAGAGGCAGAAAAAGAAAAAUAUCAACCUUCAUAUGAGUGCACAGUUCUUACAGAGGUGCCCUUAGACCAAGUUUUGGCAGCACAGGCUUCGCAGUUGUUGAAGUCCCCUACCAACAUCUCCCCCAGUGUGUGUUCCAUCACAACCGUCCCCAGUACAACAGACUCACCGACGCCGGUACAACCACUGAGUCCAUCACCUGCAACGCCAUCACCUCCCACUCACCUCCCCUCUCGCAUCAUCACCUCCACCCCACAGGUGCUCACACCAGAGGCAGACCAGACCACCACAGGGCCGUUGCCAGGGGAUUCUACAUCUCAGGAAGUGGCUCGAUGGCUACAUUUUAACAGAUUCACAAGUUAUACAAGGGUUUUUCAAAAUUUCUCAGGUGCUGAUUUAUUACGGUUAAGUCGAGAUGACUUGAUUCAGAUCUGUGGUUUAGCAGAUGGUAUCAGGCUUGACAAUGCUCUUCAGUCAAGGGCUGUGCGGCCGCGUCUCACACUCUAUGUCUGCCAGGAAGUGGAGUCAGGUGAGCUCAUCGUUUACCAUGCAGUGUACCUGGAGGCGAUGACUGUGAUGGAGCUGAGCCAGAAACUGUCACUGUUGUUUGGGAUUCAGCGAUCACAGAUUGGAGACAUUUAUAUUCAGGGGCCAUCUGGAAUACAUGUACUCGUUACAGAUGAAGUAAUUCACAAUGUUGGGGAUCAGACCAGGUUUGCUGUGGAAGGAAUGAAAGAUGAUGGAAGUGACAAAUACAAGAUCUUGUUGAAGACUGUGGAUUGAAAAAAGAGAAUGUGGUGAAAGAGACACUUUAUACUUGGUCUGCUGGACAGCUGGUCACUGGACCGAGUGUACCACCAGUACCUCAAACCAUGGAGCAUAUCCACUACCACUCACCCACGUGUCACCCCAUCCCAUCAUACUUCAUAAACCCGUCAACACAAGUCCAGUGAAGUUUCAGUAACCCUGCUGAUUGCUGCGGCUACCUAUCUCACACAUGCCCACUGGGUACCCAGUCAUACCCUAGCCCCCCAGGUACCCAGUCAUGCCCUGGCCUGAAGGUCUCCAAUCUCAGCCGUCAAUCUGCACAUGUAAAUAAUUCAUACACUACCUCAUUACUCUCAAGCAUCGACCCUGUCGAAAUCAUCCCUAAAUAUAGGGGCCACAACUGGCCCAUUUGUCUAACGUGAUGUCAUAUAAGGUAGCACUAUUCAAAGUACCCACACCAUUAUAUCAUGUGCAUAGCCAGGAAAUAACAGUGCUUUAGAUUCAGUCUUGUGCCAUGUCCUAUGGCUGGCGGUGGUUGGUGGGGAGACACUGAGAGAUACAUGUGGUAUGUACUGAGAGAUCCAGGGACGUCAAGGAGCCUGUAGAGUACACGCUGAUGGUGACCACGUGACCAGGAAGUAAUACUGGCAGCAUGUUAGGCCAUCACAGUAUGGGGGGACAUGCCAGGUCACAGCAUUCCAUGGGCCGUCACCAAACAGCUGCCAAGAACAGAAAUACUAAAGAACAUGCAACAGCUGACAGGUGCUCCAGCUACAUGAAGCUGAUCAUAUACAGUGAAACGUCACCUGUGAUGACUCACACUUCCAAGAUAACGAUAUACUGAGGGAUGUGACUUGUGGCUCCCAGAAACCAGACCCAAAUUGAUGAUAUACCAAGGAGCUCUGCCUGCUGUAGUUGUAACCGUCAUGUGUGUUUGUCACGUGUGUCUUGUGUGAAACAGCUCAUCCUUCAUGUUAUAGAAACUCGGGAUUCGUUAUUGUACAUUCAGAACUCCCAUCGUGCAAGUGUUGACCAUUGACUGUCUCUCCCAGGAGUUGUUUGGCAGGGAGGUGCUGGGUGGCUGGAUAUCCCCCUGUUCUUCAUUAGCGCUCAGUUUAAUACAGUGUAUAUGUAGUGGAAUCUUGUUAUCACCUGAAUGAAGGGACCACAGAUUUAUAUAUGAGACCCUGUUACCAUGGUUACUGCUAUAUAGGGUGAAUCAAUAGGGACAUGUGUGGAGCUAGACCCAGUGCUAGCUUGUAAUGGCUGUAUGUGAAUGUAUUCCGUGAGAAAUCCUUCGUACCUGUGAAUAGGGUUCAGCAUGUUGGAUAAAUCCUUGACACUUUGUUUCUGCUUGUUUCUCAUUAAUUGGGGAAGAUCGUGGUGAGGAGAUAUAUCCAGAUCUCCUCCGGAGGAUGUGUUCUGAAGUUUGUCGAAUUGAACAGUGUGGUUGAUUACCUUGGAGAUUUAACUGCAAAUUGAUAUUAUCAAGAUCAUGAACUUAAAUCAGAAUGAACUUAUUUUCAGAAUGAAUAGAUUUAUACCAGUACUCUUGCUUGCAUCAUUCAUUGUUAUUUUGGUUUCACUGCCCUCACCUGGGCCAUUUUGUUUAAGGUCCUGUGUUACCAUUAGCACUGGGGCAGUUCACAAGGUCACAGCAGGAUACGCCAUGACACAGAAGCAAGACUUGUACAAAAUGAAUGAUCAAUGUGACGUGAAUAUUAUUUAGUUUGUUGUGUGGAAAUUUCUAGAACCUGAUUGCAAGCCGUGAAUGCUGAAGUAUGCUGUGAUGCACAGUGUAGGUUACUGAGUGCAGGGCAUGUGGGACAUAUACUGGACAAAAAUAGGUAGGGAUAUAUGUAAAUUUUGAAAUUAUGGAUAAUGAUGUAUUUAUUCAUUGACACAUUGAUAAAAUAUCAAUCAUAAAAAUACCAAUACCCCUAACUUAUUUUGUCCAGUAUAUAUUUUGUGUUGUAUCCUGCUGCUGACCUGUGGUGAAUGGUACCAGUCAACAUGCACAAAGUCUGUGACAAGAUUAAAGAAUCUUAUGCUU
Messenger RNA from Haliotis rubra (blacklip abalone), 3726 nucleotides. Its product is annotated as transcription factor CP2-like. Bases 60 to 1688 code for a protein of 542 amino acids. Gene Ontology annotation, molecular function: DNA-binding transcription activator activity, RNA polymerase II-specific; RNA polymerase II cis-regulatory region sequence-specific DNA binding. The record is from RefSeq and is a predicted model, not a curated record. Gene Ontology annotation, biological process: regulation of transcription by RNA polymerase II. Gene Ontology annotation, cellular component: nucleus. The transcript has 17 exons. NCBI's taxonomy places the organism in Eukaryota, Metazoa, Mollusca, Gastropoda, Lepetellida, Haliotidae.